UUGUCGCCGUUUCACAGAGAUUAGUCGGAGGCUCGGGGUUGGCGAGGUCCACCCACCGUGGCCCCGCGGCUAGGGCAAGACUUGUUUGCGUCCCCGACCUAGACCCAGGCCGCUCCAGGCUCCGCUUCCUCCACCGAGUCGGAUGGCGGCGGCCGCGCCCAGGGACUCGGCUGAGAAUUUGGUGGUUUCACUUUUUCUCCCUGGAAGUGUACAGUACUCCCUUGGGUCUUCAGUAUUAAAGGAUAUGGACCUCUUCGACGUGGAACCUGGAAUUACAUCCUCCAGAUCGCACUUAGUCACCCCAGUGGAGCAGAGGGCAGAUCCCCAGAUAGCUGACCAAGUGGAUAUGGCUCCAGCCACAGAAAGGAAGACUCGGAAGGGACCUGGACCUGGUGGUUGGUCUGCGGUGGAGGAUGAGGCCAUGUCCCCUGAGCAGAGUGUUUCUUUAGAAGGAGUGUCACCGGUCAGGACUCCAGUGGCAGGUCUGAAGCUCCAUCCCUGGGAUGUAUCUGGCUCAAUAUUGAAAGAAAUCUUAUACCCGACUGAAUACCAGGGGGAGGAAGCCAGGCUGGAACCACAUAGUGGUGGGGCCUGUUGGAAGCCUCCUGGGCUCAAGGCAAACGUCCAUCAGCACCACACUGCAGAGAAACCCUUCAGAAGAGAUGAGGACUGUGGCUCUGCGAAAAGCUGUGGAUUCUAUGUGCCAGAGAAGACCUGUACACACAGUGAGGAUAGAAGGGACUUUCCAGCCACUUCAGACCUUCUUCAGCACCAGGUCUCCCAUAUUAGGAUGAGGCCCCACAAGAGGACGAGGCCUGGGGGAGCCCUUCACCCUGGACAGCAGCAUCACAGGUGCUUCGAAUGUGGGAAAUUGUUCACCCGCAAAGACACGCUUACUCGGCACCAGAGAAUCCAUACUGGAGAAAGACCUUAUGAGUGCAGCAAAUGUGGGAAAUUCUUUAGCCAAAGCUGUGACCUUUUUAAACAUGAGACCAUACACACUGGAGAAAGGCCUUAUGAGUGCAGUGAAUGUGGGAAAUUCUUUAGACAAGUCUCUGGCCUGAUUGAACACAGGCGAGUUCACACUGGUGAAAGACUCGACCAGUGCAGUAAUUGUGGAAAAUUCUUUAGUAGUAAGUCCAACCUCAUUAGACACCAAGAAGUGCACACAGGGGCAAGGCCUUAUGUAUGCAGUACAUGUGGGAAAGAGUUCAGCCGCAAACACACACUUGUUCUGCACCAGAGGACUCACACUGGAGAAAGGCCUUAUGAGUGCAGCAAAUGUGGGAAGGCCUUUAGCCAAAGUUCCCACCUUAAUGUACACUGGAGAAUACACAGCAGUGAUUAUGAGUGCAGCCGAUGUGGGAAAGCCUUUAGCUGCAUCUCUAAACUCAUUCAGCACCAGAAGGUUCACUCUGGAGAGAAUCCUUAUGAGUGCAGCAGAUGUGGGAAAGCCUUUACCCAAAGGCCAAAUCUCAUUCGGCACUGGAAAGUUCAUACUGGAGAAUGGCCCUACGUGUGCAGCAAAUGCGGGAAAGAGUUUAACCGCAAACACACACUUGUUCUCCAUCAGAAGAUUCAUACUGGAGAAAAGCCUUAAUACCACAGCAGUUGCGGGAAAUCCUUUAGCCAGUAUCCCAACUUACUAUCCAUUUGCGAAUUCCUGGCAGCAGAGCUAGGACAGCCUUUACCAAGGACCAAACUUUAUCCAGCCCUGGAAAAUCCACACCAGACAAAGGCCUCAGCAGUACAGGGAAUGUGCCAUCUCCAUGUUCAGUGUAGCAGCUCUCGCCAGAGAGGAGCUGCGAGAGUAGGCUUUGUGAGGACACCAUUGUUCAGAAGUGGUACCUCACACGUAUGAA
Lontra canadensis (Northern American river otter) is the source of this 1862-nucleotide messenger RNA. RefSeq names its product zinc finger protein 671 (gene ZNF671). NCBI's taxonomy places the organism in Eukaryota, Metazoa, Chordata, Mammalia, Carnivora, Mustelidae. Gene Ontology annotation, molecular function: DNA-binding transcription factor activity, RNA polymerase II-specific; RNA polymerase II cis-regulatory region sequence-specific DNA binding. The coding region runs from base 143 to 1600 and encodes 485 amino acids. The transcript has 4 exons. The record is from RefSeq and is a predicted model, not a curated record. Gene Ontology annotation, biological process: regulation of transcription by RNA polymerase II.